AAGAAAUUUGGGAUGUAGAUGAAGUUAAGGAAGGAGAAGAAGAAGUUAAGGAUGGAGAAGAAGUUAGGGAAGGGGAAGAAGUUAAGGAUGGGGAAAUAGUUUGGGAUGGGGAAGAAGUGAAGGAAGGAGAAGAAGUUAGGGAGGAAGAAGAAGAAGAAGUUUUGGAUGGACAAGAAGUCAAGGAUAAAGAAGAAAUUAUGGAUGGGGAAGAAGUUAAGGAGGGAGAGAUGAUUAUCAUGGAUGGAGAAGAAGUCAAGGAAGGAGAAGAAGUCACGGACGGAGAAGAUGUUAUGGAAGGAGAAGAUGGUUUGGAUGGAGAAGAAGUUAGGGAAGGAGAAGAAGUUAGGCAAAGAGAGGAAAUUAAAGAAGGAGAAGAAGUUAAGGACGGAGAAGAAGUUUGGGAUGGAGAAGAAGUUUGGAAUGGAGAAGAAAUCAAGGAGGAAGAAGAAGCUAAGGAAGGAGAAGAAGUUAUGGAUGGAGAUGGAGAAGAAAGUUCGGAUGUAGAUGAAGUUAAUGAAGGAGAAGAAGAAGUUAAGGAUGGAGAAGAUGUUAGGGAAGGGGAAGAAGUUAAAGAUGGGGAAAUAGUUUGGGAUGGCGAAGAAGUGAAGGAAGGAGAAGAAGUUAGGGAGGAAGAAGAAGAAGAAGUUUUGGAUGGAGAAGAAGUCAAGGAUAAAGAAGAAAUUAUGGAUGGGGAAGAAGUUAAGGAGGGAGAGAUGAUUAUCAUGGAUGGAGAAGAAGUCAAGGAAGGAGAAGAAGUCACGGACGGAGAAGAUGUUAUGGAAGGAGAAGAUGGUUUGGAUGGAGAAGAAGUUAGGGAAAUAGAGGAAGUUAAAGAACGAGAAAAGUUAAGGAUGGAGAAGAAUUUUGGGAUGGAGAAGAAGUUUGGAAUGGAGAAGAAAUCAAGGAGGAAGAAGAAGCUAAGGAAGGAGAAGAAGUUAUGGAUGGAGUUUUGGGAUGGGGAAGAAGUGAAGGAAGGAGAAGAAGUUAGGGAGGAAGAAGAAGAAGAAGUUUUGGAUGGAGAAGAAGUCAAGGGUAAAGAACAAAUAAUGGAUGGGGAAGAAGUUAAGGAGGGAGAGAUGAUUAUCAUGGAUGGAGAAGAAGUCAAGGAAGGAGAAGAAGUCACGGACGAAGAAGAUGUUACGGAAGGAGAAGAUGGUUUGGAUGGAGAAGAAGUUAGGGAAGGAGAAGAAGUUAGUGAAAGAGAGGAAGUUAAAGAAGGAGAAGAAGUUAAGGAUGGAGAAGAAGUUUGGGAUGGAGAAGAAAUCAAGGAGGAAGAAGAAUCUAAGGAAGGAGAAGAAGUUAUGGAUGGAGUGGAAGGGGAACAAGUUAAGGAUGGGGAAUUAGUUUGGGAUGGGGAAGAAGUGAAGGAAGGAGAAGAAGUUAGGGAGGAAGAAGAAGAAGUUUUGGAUGGAGAAGAAGUCAAGGAUAAAGAAGAAAUUAUAGAUGGGGAAGAAGUUAAGGAGGGAGAGAUGAUUAUCAUGGAUGGAGAAGAAGUCAAGGAAGGAGAAUAA
Messenger RNA from Sphenostylis stenocarpa, 1511 nucleotides. The record is from the annotation of a GenBank genome assembly. Lineage: Eukaryota; Viridiplantae; Streptophyta; Magnoliopsida; Fabales; Fabaceae.